AUGUCCCUCAACUGAAGUUAACUGUCUCCCUGUUCCUCCAUAACUCCCUGUCCACGUAACCGUCUCCUUCUUCUACUAAAGCAGUCCUUUCUCUCACUUCUUACUUUUUUUUUGUUUUGUUUCUCUUUUCUCCAGUUAAUUUCUCUACGUUGAUCACACAAUGAUUCGCAAUCAAUUUCCUCCUGCUUCUAACGCAAUCAUCCCUAUCUUCCCUAAUCCAAAUCUCCAACUUGCUUUAUCUCCAAGUUACCAUCAGAGCCCUAGAAAGAAACGCACCAAAACCGUUGCAUUACCCUCUAGCUCUUCACCAAAACCAAAAUACACCAAAAAGCCGGACCCAAAUGCUCCCAAGAUCACACGUCCGUGUACCGAAUGUGGCAAAACGUUCUGGUCUCCGAAAGCUCUUUUUGGACACAUGAGAUGUCACCCUGAGCGUCAAUGGCGUGGCAUCAAUCCUCCUCCUAACCACCGUGGCCGCCUCACCCCGGCUUUAUCAUCAAAACAUCUAAGCCAGAGAUCAGCAAAUCUGGUCUCACUCAUGUCGGAGGAAGACUAUGAAGUUGCUUCUUAUCUCCUAAUGCUGUCUGAAGCCGCGCCAUUAUCAUCAAGUACUAGUGGUGAGCGGUUCGAGUGUGGAGGAUGCAAGAAAGUGUUUGGAUCGCAUCAGGCUUUAGGAGGACACAGAGCGAGUCACAAGAACGUUAAAGGAUGUUUCGCAAUCAGAAACGUAAACGGUGGUCCAGUAACCGUGACUAGUAACCAAGAUGAGCAUCAUAAGUGUAAUAUAUGUUAUCGAGUGUACUCCAGUGGUCAGGCUUUAAGAGGUCAUAUGAGAUUCCACUGCUGGGAGAGGGAAGAUGAGACAAUGUUCGUUGGUGCGUUGGAUCUGAAUGUUCCUGUAACAACACAUGAUCUCUCUACUUCGGUCGACAUAUCAGGGUGUUCAUUAGAUCUUAGGUUGGGACUUUAAUUAGUAAAUGUAUAUAUCUAUAGUUAUAUAUUUAUAUUGGAUGUUUGCUUCUAAUGUAUCUAGGAUGAUAUGUUGUUGAAUGUUUUUUUUUUUGAACUUAGCUUUCAUAUUAAAAAUGC
This is a messenger RNA of Raphanus sativus (radish), 1089 nucleotides long. RefSeq names its product zinc finger protein ZAT3-like. Lineage: Eukaryota; Viridiplantae; Streptophyta; Magnoliopsida; Brassicales; Brassicaceae. The transcript has a single exon. The record is from RefSeq and is a predicted model, not a curated record. Bases 161 to 970 code for a protein of 269 amino acids.